AUCCCUGGCGUCCGCCCGGGACUCGCUGGGGUCUUUGUCCAGGGCAGCAGAGCCGUUGUAUGAUACAGACCACACAGACCUCGGCUCGGAGUUGGAUGAGGCGGAUAUUAGGCGGGAGUUGAUGCACGAUAAAUGGCGUCUCCUCUUCGAUAGGUUUGAUCCGGAGGGGUUUGGAGAGAUCCCGUGGCCCGACUUCUUGCAGACGCUCCAACAUCCAGACUUCAUCGCUCAGGUGCCGCCGCAUAAGAGGGAGAUUCUUCUGGACAAAGCGCAGAGUGCAUCGAGCAACGCCAUAACGUUUCAGGAGUUCGUGAAUGUGAUGAGCGGCAAGCGCACGCGCAGCUAUAGAUGCGCCGUGCACCAGCGCGACCGCGAGGUGAGCUCCGAGAACGACUUCCAUCUGCUCCUCGAAGAUCCCACACUAUUCGCCAGAAUGGUGCACUUGGUGGCUAUGGAGAUGCUCCCGGAGGAGCGCGAGCGCAAGUACUACCAAGAGCGAUACACUUGCUGCCCUCCGCCAUUCUUCAUCAUAUGCGUCACACUUCUUGAGUUGGGCGUAUUCGCAUGGUACGCGUGGGGCUCCGGUGGCGUCGCGGCGGCGGCGGGCCCGGUGCCGGUUGAUUCUCCACUGGUGUACCGGCCCGACCGGCGCCGUGAGCUGUGGCGGUUCCUCACCUACAGCGUGGUGCAUGCUGGCUGGCUACACCUGGCCUUCAACCUCCUUGUGCAGCUAGCGGUCGGUCUACCUCUAGAGAUGGUUCACGGUGCGCUGCGUUGUGCAGCGGUCUAUUUAGCGGGAGUUCUGGGCGGUUCUCUGGCCGCCUCAGUACUGGACCCAGAUGUGUGCCUUGCGGGCGCUUCGGGCGGCGUUUACGCGCUGCUCGCUGCCCACUUGGCGAAUGCCCUGCUGAACUUCCACGCGAUGCGCUACGGUGCGGUGCGACUUGUCGCUGCGUUAGCCGUCGCGUCUUGCGAUGUAGGGUUCGCGGUGCACGCUAGGUAUACAAAGGAAGCGCCGCCAGUGUCAUACGCGGCGCACGUGGCAGGCGCGCUGGCUGGUCUGACCAUAGGGCUGUUAGUGUUAAAGCACGCACAGCAGCGGCUGUGGGAGCGGCUGCUAUGGUGGGGCGCGCUAGGCGCAUACGCGGCGUGCACCUUAUUCGCAGUCCUAUACAAUGUGUUCAGCGCGCCCGUCGACGAGCUACACUACAUGCCACCCGACCCGCCGCCCGACGUCGCCGGCUUCUGACUCACGCCGGCUACUAACGGACGUAGACUUUGACUUUGAAACUACCCUCAUUUGUCACCUCAGUGCGGGUCCUACCCUCAGUUUCUAUAUUGGUAGGGGCCUACUCUGAAACUUAUUGGCCCUUGCAUAACCUAAGAAGACCCGGUUUCAACGCUUCACUAUCACUAUCGUACUGUACUGUAAUCUCGUCUGCCGCAAAAUCUCGAACAUAAUGCUCGCAGCCUCGUCGCUCGUAUGUCGCCGCUCACUAAGUUAUUGCUCGCGAUUGCGGCAACAAUAAUUCGAUACGCGGACAGCUUUAUACGUUACUUUUAAAGUCAAAGCCUAAGUCUCACGGAACCGGUACGACCCACUCACAACACGCCUAGUCAAUUUACCUUAGUGUGAUUCGCGAUAAGUAGCAUUAUUAUUUGAGGAGGCUUGUGCCCGGUUUGAUACACGUCGUGUAUUGCGUCUAUUCCAGUGUAAAGAUUUAUGAAUCUUUUAUUUUAAGGCCGCGUUUCGCGUCAGGUCGACGUUCAGUUGAAUGUGCGUUUUUGCUGUUCGAUUCGUCAGAGCCUCCUCGCAAUACUUAAUUGUUAAGUAGUAUUAAUUGUAUUGAAUAGGUGAACUAUUUUUGUACCUACAAUCUGCGUCCGUAGUUAGCGUAGGAUGAUGGCGUUACCGCGACACCACACUCAGUUCCGUGCCGGCGGCCGGCCGCAGCGCGCGCGCCUGUUGCUUGUUGUGUGGCCCAGUCGCGCUGCGCUCGGGCGCCGGCGUAUAACCCAGAACACCAAAGAUUAGGAUAAAACUCAUCCAUACCUGCAUGGUGGCUUCACUUCACAGCUGAUUCAAUAUAUCUGAUUUUGAUAUAUAAAAUAUUUAAUUCAAGUUUUGCUCAGAAGAAAUACUUUAAGUAUGCCUAAAUAUUGAUUUUAACAUGAUUAAUUAAUAUUUAAGUGAUGUUGUGUAAAUUGCUCAAUCGCAAUUUUUAUUUUAUUUACUCAAUUGAUUGUGCUCAAAAGUGAGUUUUUAUUUAGCAAAAUUAAUUUGAUCACUCAAAUUAUUUCAAAUAAUUAUGAUUUUGUAAGGUGAAUACGUCCAUUCCGAUUAGACCACUGAUGUCUACUUUCAGCUUCUACUUCUAGCAAAAUAACUCACUAGUAUAGAUUUAUUAUAAUAAUGUGCCUGAUUCCUAUUAUUGUAAAUUUGAUUGUAUACUUUUAAUUCUAAUCAAAUAAUGUCACAAAACGACUGAUUUUUGUAUAAAUUAUUGCAGAGUGUUUUCAUUUAAUUUAUUUUAAAAUUAUUUUAAGUGUGAAUCGAAAUAAUUAUAAUUAUGUGAUUAUAUGAAUGAAAAAUAAGGAUGAUAAUAAUUAAAGUGAUUGGAAAAU
Molecule: messenger RNA, 2625 nt
Organism: Ostrinia nubilalis (European corn borer)
Lineage: Eukaryota; Metazoa; Arthropoda; Insecta; Lepidoptera; Crambidae
Gene: stet
Product: rhomboid-related protein 3
Exons: 9
Coding region: 122-1249 (375 amino acids)
Cellular component (GO): membrane
Molecular function (GO): serine-type endopeptidase activity
Source: RefSeq, a predicted model, not a curated record